Molecule: messenger RNA, 1038 nt
Organism: Mytilus trossulus (common blue mussel)
Lineage: Eukaryota; Metazoa; Mollusca; Bivalvia; Mytilida; Mytilidae
Exons: 1
Coding region: 1-1038 (345 amino acids)
Source: RefSeq, a predicted model, not a curated record
AUGAAUAAAGAAAUAGAAAAAAAAGCUAAAGCUGUAACUGCUAAACAGAUAACUGACAUUGAGGCUGAAACAAGCAUAGAGGAAGAAUUGUCCUCAGCAGGAAAAAGCAAAAUUAGGUAUUUGACUGGAGCCUGUGUCCAAAAAAUUACUAAACGUUUAAAAGAGUCUGUAUUAAGAAAAAUGGGUCAGAGCACCAAAAAAAGCAAGCUGGCUAUGAGGAUGGACUAUAAAAAACAGUGUUUGCUGAAGCAGUUUCGCAUUAGUGAAUUAGAUGUUGCUGACAAUGAUGAAAGUAUGGUUGAAAUUGAUUUUAAGCAAGGACCAUCGAGGGGUUUAACAAUACCAAAUGACAGUGUAUUUAACUUUUUCCUGUCUUUACAUAGUGUAUUACAACAUAAAUUAAGUCUGAAACAAAUGCAUUUAUAUUUGGAAGACUUGCAUAACCAUUGUAGGAAUGCUGUUGAUAAUGAUGAUGUAAUAAUUGGCAAAUGGAUUUCAUUAUUUGAUAUUCAGGAUGAUGGUAAAAUUGAAGAUGAACUAUUUUUAACACUUAUUAUGGAAUUAUAUCGGGAUGUAACUGAACAUUUUAUUAGAAUUUCUUUUGUUGAUUCUUUAAAAUAUUUCAAAAGAACCAUUCCAAGGGAAAAAAAACAGGCAUUAAGGACAAAAAUACAAGCCUUGGGCGAUAGGCAAACCCCUUCUACUUCGAAGGUUGUUAGUCCUAAAAGGAAGAAUAAAUGUAGUAAAGAUGAUGAACACUUAUCUCUUUCAAAAAAGAAAAACUUGGCACAUGAAUGGUCUGAAAGUGAAAUAUAUAUUUGUUCCUUAUGUAUGUUGGAAUGCGAUUGGGAACCAGCAGAAAUGCAAUUUGAAAGUAUUGCAUGUGACAAAUGCAACUGCUGGUUCCAUUACAAAUGUGUAAAUAUCAAAGGAACAGAGAAAUUUUUGAAGAAAGACCAGAAUAAUUGGUUCUGUCCUAAUUGCAGCAGAAAAGGUAAAGGAAAGGGAAAAGGUCGUGGUAGAGGAAAAUCCACUUGA